Symbiodinium necroappetens is the source of this 2061-nucleotide messenger RNA. The record is from the annotation of a GenBank genome assembly. Lineage: Eukaryota; Dinophyceae; Suessiales; Symbiodiniaceae.
AUGCGAUUCCUCGCAGCUUGGACGCUUUCGCUUAUUGCAGUCUUUGCGCUGGACCAGGACUUAGACCAUGGCCAUCAGCGUGCACACCUGGUUCAAGCUGUAGACUCCUGGGGAGACGAGGUCAGCCAUCGGCCCAGCCCAAGGCAUGCACCGAAGGCUCAUGACGCUGCCAUCAAGAGGGAGAUGAGACACAAAGCGAAGGAUGGCAAACCACCCACGAGAGACGCAAAGGCGAAGCGUGGCCCAAUAGCAGCAGCAGAGGUUAGUUCGCAUGGAGGUUUCAGCCACCACCAAGCUCAUUCCAGCCACAAGCACGGGCCCGAUGCCGUCCACAGCCACGUUGAGGUUGAGGCCUCCCCGAACAUUCCUGUGACCUUCUUCCAGGAAGAGUCAGAACAGGGGCCUGUCCAUCCGGUGAGGGUUCACGAGAGAGAAGGCUCCGGUGUGGAGGUUGAGGUGGCAAAGCUCUCUGAUGUCCCCGACGAGAUGGAGAUGGAGGCGGAGGAAAAAUCAGACUACAGCGAGGAAGAUGAUGGAAGCAGUGCCGAAGAUCAAGCCGAUGACUUCACCCUGCCGAAAGCUGAUGAGAUGGAGGGGCGCCAAGAUGCAGCAGCAGUCGCCGACGUGCUAUCUUCAUCGCCCGCUUCGAUUAUGAGAAGAGAGGCCCACGACACGGAGGAACUGCCGACAGAAGUCGCUGCCAAGAGGUGGCUCGGCCUCUACGACUUCAAGAGCGGCAAGGUGAGUGGGCAGCGUCAUCUUCGGAGGGUUGUCCUCGUGUUUGUCUUCAUGGGCAUUGCGGUGCUCUUCAUGUUGCUCGCUCUCACGAAGGCAGACAACGUUAUCAGGAGUGUCCUGUCGCAUGUCAGCCUCUCGACCGAGCCGACCGGCAGCGAGCUGCAGGAGCCCGUGGACAAGAAAGAUCAGGUGCAGACUAAUCAUGGCAAGACUCCAGAGGCUGCAACGAAAGCAAUUGCCAAUCUGCUCGAAAGCAGCUUGGGCACCUGUGGUGGCAGUCGAAAGUUGAGCCGGGAAGACAAGGAGUUCGAUGCCGAUCUUGGCUCCGUGGGUGCCCUGCGGUCACGGGUCGAGGCAAUUCCGGUGAGCGCUGUCGCACAGGUCGAGAGGCUCCUUCCAUCUGCAGGCGGCUACGACGUGACUUUUUCCAAGCCCUUGAGCAGCCGGCAGCUGCUGCGUCUGGAAGCCGUUAUUCAAACUUCGGCGGAUUCGGAGCCUCUCCUGGCACCCCUGACACGGCGACCAUGCGUUCUUUACACUGCGAACGCGUCCCGAAGGGUUCAUGGAGGCAUGCCUUUGCCGGUCGCUUUUGCUUCCCAGCACACUGACUUCAUCGUGACUUUGUGUGGCUCACCACGGGUGGACAUCAGAGUCUCUGGUUCCGAGGUGAAUCUCUUUGCAACGAGGGAGUGCGAGUUUGCGGAAGUCUUGCCUUUUCCUUGUGCUCCAGACCAUUGGCAAGACUUCGUCUCCGCCCACUUGUCCUCUGCAGGCACCGGCUCUUCAGACAAUCAUGCGAUGGAGAAUGGCUUGCGAGCCAAAGGAACAGCUGUUGAGUUUCAUGAGUGCUGCCUGAUCACUGGUGCCACGGUCACCCUCAUUGGCGAGCUCAUGCGCUCCGCGUGCGGCGACCUGACCCUCCAACCGCUGAGCCAAGAGCAGGUGUCCUGGAAGCGCCCUUCCUGGGAGAAGGGCUCCGGGGAGGAGCUGGAGCUCCUGGAGGCUCGGACGCACGUGCUCAUCAGCGAUGAUCCGACGCUCCUCACGUCCGAGCUGGCAGAGGCUUCCGGCUCGCAGGUGAACCAGCGCACCGGCCUGCGGGUUCGGAACUUGGAGGACCAAAUGGCCCAGCAACAGAAGCUCCAGAAGCAGCUCGCUCUCCGCCACACGAUGGCAGCCAAGCGCAAUGUGGACGGGCUGCCGGAGCUGCCCCUGGCGAAGUGGGAGGACCAGCCAACGCUGGCGCCGCUUGGGGCCUCGCCCUACCCUUUGGCUCUGAUGCCAGCUCAGCCCGUCGCGGUUUCGUCCUCGCCAACGUACUGA